Molecule: messenger RNA, 447 nt
Organism: Stylonychia lemnae
Lineage: Eukaryota; Ciliophora; Spirotrichea; Sporadotrichida; Oxytrichidae
Source: the annotation of a GenBank genome assembly
AUGGAUAAAGAUUAGAAUAUUCAAAAUUUUUACUAGUUGGACACUUAGAAUAAAGAUUUAAUUGGAGAAGCUUGCAGUGGUAUUUCUAACAAUGUUAGAUAAAAUCAAAUCUUAAGUAAUGAUGAUUAUCAAGAUUUCUAACUAGAAAAUAAGGUUGAAGAAAAUGUUGCCCUCAAUAUUUUGCAAAUGGAAAAUCAAAAAAAUGGUUAAGAUUAGUUAAUAAAGUGUCAGUCUAUCGACUCUUUAAAAGAAAAUAAAGUAGAAACUCCAGGAACAAAUGAUGCAGCUUAAUCUUCGAAAUUUUAAAAUAAAGUUAUUAAUGAUGAGAAAUAACUGUAUUAAAGUAAAGAUGAAUCAUCUCACAUUAUUUCAUCAGAUCUCAUUCUAGACUAAAGUUCAAAUUCAAAAGAAUCUGUUUUUAGAAAUAAUAACAUGAUUGAUGAAUGA